AGUAUCUGGUGUAGGUACAUUGCAUAGGGAUAUGGUAACCAUAGAAACAAAGUAUCCUGUGUCUUGUAGGACUACAUAAGGACACAAAGAUAAGGAAAUAGGCUAGAGAGUCCACCACAGGAAGUACCAAUUAGCACAAGAGGCCUAGAGAGCGAUAGGCAAACCAUAGUAAUGAGGAAAUAGGCUAGAGAGUCCACCACAGAGAAAACCAGUAUAAAGGAAGAGGUGGAGGACCCUAAUCACAAGGAAAUAGCUUGUACGAUCCAGUAUUAGUGGUGAGGCAUCUAUCAUCCAUCUUCCUUUUCACUUCCACUCAGACGCCCAUUUCUUCGAUGAUUGAUAUAUAUUGAUAUCACUAUGGAUGAAGGAGAUUUUCUGGCAGAGACUAUCAACAGAUUGGUACUACUGAACAUGGCGACUGCAGACGAUAAGGAGGAGAUUAUGAAAGCGGAAGUCCAGACUAGAAAUGAGCAGGAAGAUGAGAAUAAAACUAGAGAAACAGCACAGGCAGGAGAGGAGAGUAUCCUUGCCACGCUAGGCCAAGAAGAUAGCCAGCUAACAGAGGAGGCUAAAAUGAAAGAAGUCCAUGAUAUUGAUGAUAAAGUUAUUUUUAACUUAAUUGAUCAGAAAGAGAGUAAAAGUGGAAAAAUGACUGAGACAGGAGGACAGGUCCCCCUUGUUUUAUUAAAUCAAGAAGAGAUUCCUCUGAAAGAGGAGGAGAAAUGCAAUGAAUGUACUGAAAAAGACCUCAAAAUGAAAUUGAGUAUCAUACAGGAUGGGAACGAAAGUGUAAAUAUGCUUAACAAACCUCAAGAAAUAGAUGAAUGGAUGUUGUUAUUGCAAGAUGAGAAUAAAGAAAUACUAGAAAAAAUGUCUUCUGACCAUGAUGCAAUGAAACUGCCUGAGGAGAAGCCGAUACAAGUAAUGGUGGAGAAUGAACAGGGAGAAGAGGAGAAGGAGGUUAAUGUUGUUGUUAACAACUCAGAAGAGGAAAUGCAAAGAGAGGAGCAACAGUCCAUAAAAAAUGAAAGUGCAGAUCUAGAAAAUCAAGAUCAGGUUAUGGUAGGAGAAGCAAACCAAAAUGUGGCUAAAGAGAAGGAGGAGUGUAUAAUGAUAGACAUGGAAGGACAGAUUUCCUUUGUUCUUCUACAUGAAAAAGAGAAAACAGUUAUAGAGAAGAGGCAAAACACAGAAUGUUCUGAAAAAGACCAUCAAAUUGGUUCUAGCACCUUACAGGAUGAGGCUGAAAGAGUUGAUCAGUCCAAUAAACAGCCAUGUGUUGUCUUUUGCAACUCAGAAGAGGAAAUACAACGAGAGGAGCAAAAGCCCAUAAACAAUGAAAAUGCUAAUCUAGAAAAGCAACGGCAAUAUAUGGUAGGGGAAGCAAACAAUGCAGCUAAAGAGAAGGAGCAGGAGGAGUUUAUAAAGAUAGAGAUGGAAGAGCAGAUUUCCUUUGUUCUACUACAUGAAAAAGAGAAAACUGUAACAGAGAAGGGGCAAAACACUGAAUGUUCUGAAAAAGACCAUCAAGUUGGUUCUAGUGCCGUACAGGGUGAGGCUAAAAAUGUUGAUGAGUCCAAUAAAGAGAAACAGGUUGUAUUUUGCAACUUAGAAGAUGAAAAACAAAGAGAGUCAGUGAAUAAUGAUAACAGUCAGUGGAACUAUGAUCUUUUCUUUUGGGACGAUAAGCUACCAACAGUUCAGCAGACUGAAGGAAGGAAAAAGAAGGACGGCAUUAUGAUAGGAGAAGCAAAUGAAAGUUCUGCUUAUGAAAGUGGGAGUGAUGAAAUGAAAGAAUUAACAGAGAUGGGCAAUAAAGAGGGAUCUAGAGCAAUUCAACAAGGGAAUGAAUGCAUAAAUGAGUUGAACGAUAAGAGGGAAGGUGCUGAAUGUGCAGCGUUCAAGCUAAUUGAGAGCAAAGAAAUAAAAGAGCAAAAUAUAGAAGCGGUAUCUACUUACCUAAAGCAGGAAGAAAAGGAUGAAAAUUCUCUGGUUGGUGAAAAGCAAAUAAAUGGAGUCCAAAAUAAACUGGAGAAGAAUGACCAGGUGGUCAGCACAUUAGAGAAAAAAGAGAGAGAAGAUAGGCAGCUGGUGAAUAAAGAAGCUAGAAGAGAAGACAAAGCAGACAUUGUAGAUGGAAAAACAAAUAUUGUUGGACAACCAAAAGAUAAGCAAAUAGGGCAUGCUUCUGGACCAGUCUACCAGUCUGUUCCUCCGGUUGAACCGUCACCCUCCGGAUUCUUCUUUAACAGACACAACAGAUCUAAUAUCACUUCUCAACAAGACAAUGAUUCUAACACCAAUAGAGAAGAACUAGAGGAUGAAGAAGAAGAAACUCCAUGCUGUCACUAUUUAUGUUUACAGAUCUCCAGGCUCUUAGCGUGGUUACGGGGAAUUUUUCGGAGAUGCUUUGAUGAUCCACAGUCUGAGAGUUUUUCUGGAGAGUAUUAUUAAUGGACAAGAAUGAAGCCAUCAUCUCUCAGCAAUGAUGGAAAUCCUGGCUAAAAAAAUACCUUUUUGCCAUCUCCUUGGGAUUCUAAUUAUUUUUCUGUUUUAAUUGGUUUUGUUGUUGUCCAUUGUUUUAGUAAUUACCUUGUUUUACCAAGUUUCUUGUUAUUUAUUUCUUCCAAAAAAAGUUUUAUUGAUGUGACCAAGAAAUAAAAUGGGCACAUAUUAAAAAUACA
Messenger RNA from Xenopus laevis (African clawed frog), 2684 nucleotides. Its product is annotated as cilia- and flagella-associated protein 251. The transcript is spliced from 7 exons. The record is from RefSeq and is a predicted model, not a curated record. Bases 358 to 2454 code for a protein of 698 amino acids. NCBI's taxonomy places the organism in Eukaryota, Metazoa, Chordata, Amphibia, Anura, Pipidae.